AUGCUUAAUGCCUUUGAUGCGAACGACUUUGGGCCUACUAUGGGCCAAAUCGGGGCCGCUGCUGCCGCUGCCGCCGCCGCAGCGGCUGCUCAGCAACGGCAUCCUGCCGUCUGUCCCCCAAACACUUCUGCGACACGGACUGUUCCCAUGUCCAUAGAACAGCAACUGCAGCUGAUGAAUUCCAUUAAUACAAUGGUGAAGAAUGGUCAGUUUACGAGUCAACUGGCGAACGUAAUUUUCGCACUAUGUGCGCAAUUGAAAACGUCCGGCAUAAAUUUGGAGCAGACGCAUCGAAAUGAACUGAACAAAGUGUUCGUCUCUCUACGACAGGCAUGCUGCAGGGACAAUGGACAAUUGGGGACACCGUGCAGACUGAAGAUUAUGGAGCUGGUCGAGCUUCGUGCUAUGCAUUGGAGGAGCAACUUGGCACAUAGUCAGUACUACCUCAACCGCCCGGAGCAGCAGCAGGAACAAGCCAUGCCGGCGCAACAGAUGGCGUUCCUUCCUCAGAAUCCCCUGUUCAUCCCACCCGAUACACCACCAGCAACGCAUCCUACGAACGCAGGAUUUUAUUUGAUUCCGGCGUCCGGUGGUUGGAUGCCACCGAUGAUUCCUGGGAUGCCGCCGAAUCCAUUCAUACCGCAGCCGUUGAUCACCCCUGAGGCGGUGCUAAUGCGACAGCGCAGUUUAAAAAAACCAAACCAAACGAAAUCGCUACAACUGCGGCAUGAAAUGAUCAUUCGAAACAGUGAUUCAGGCAAGAUCAUGGGAGUGAAGGGAAGACGAGUGGCUCUUGUGGAACAAAUGACGAACACUGUCAUUAGUUUCCAGAAGGUGGAUUCAAAGAGUAAGGAAAGAACACUGACAAUCACAGCCUCCUCGAUGGAAGAUAUCGAAAGAGCCAAGGACCUCAUCAUUGAAACAAUUAAAAGAAAUAUGAGUCCGAUAAGGCCGGAUCAGGCUGUACAUGAGUUGCCAGAAGAGGAAGACGAUGAGAAUGACAAUGAUAUCUCGAUUGAGACCACUCAAGAUGGCAUGCUCAAACUGUGCUGCUCUGACCCACAAGUUCUCCAGGCUGCUCAGGAAGCCCUUUCCGAGUAUCUCAGAGCUCGCGCUAGACCUUCAGCGGAGGAACGAGAAAAGCGUAAGGAACGUAGGAAGAGUAUGCCACUCCAAGCCAGUCAUCCUGAAACACCGUCAAAGCCAAUACGUUCGUUCCACGGAUCCACUCCGAAUCUGGCUGAAGCCGGUUCAGAAGCAGCGCAAAAAAAGACGACCCCGGCUAACAAAGGAAGUCGUACGAUGCGUUAUGAUCGCGCUUCGUUGUUGGAUAUGCGCUCGAAAGCUGGCAACGUGGACGUGGAAGAAGUUCGUGCUCGGGUUACAGCCGUCGCACCGGAAAUUCUGCGUUGA
Molecule: messenger RNA, 1413 nt
Organism: Necator americanus (New World hookworm)
Lineage: Eukaryota; Metazoa; Nematoda; Chromadorea; Rhabditida; Ancylostomatidae
Exons: 12
Coding region: 1-1413 (470 amino acids)
Biological process (GO): regulation of formation of translation initiation ternary complex; positive regulation of translation
Cellular component (GO): cytoplasm; RNA cap binding complex
Molecular function (GO): translation initiation factor activity; RNA binding; eukaryotic initiation factor 4E binding
Source: RefSeq, a predicted model, not a curated record